Mytilus trossulus (common blue mussel) is the source of this 3146-nucleotide messenger RNA. RefSeq lists its product as uncharacterized. The record is from RefSeq and is a predicted model, not a curated record. The transcript has 2 exons. The coding region runs from base 507 to 2741 and encodes 744 amino acids. NCBI's taxonomy places the organism in Eukaryota, Metazoa, Mollusca, Bivalvia, Mytilida, Mytilidae. Gene Ontology annotation, molecular function: UDP-N-acetylglucosamine 2-epimerase activity.
CUUAGAAAAAGUAUAUGGACUGUGAAAAUUAGAAGGCAAACUCAAAAAUCUUUAAGUAUGUGCUAAAUAAUCUAUAUUACAUUAACACGGGUAGUAAUUUCAUUAUAUCGAUGAUUUUGACAUAGUUUAGUUAAGUUAGACAAUGUUUUUGAUGACAAAGAAUGCCAAAACAUAAACAUUUGAAUAUUUUGUUAAAGGAACUUGUGACCAAACAUUCUAGCUGGUCUAUUUCCAUAGAGGAUCACGGGUCAUCAGACCAUAUAGAGUUGAGGGAAAAAUAAAGAACAAAUCACACAAAGAGAGACAAAUAAAUCUGAUAAAAUCUACAAGAUCUGAAUUCUGAUUGCAAAGGACAGAACACAAUAGCAUUGUCAGGAUGCAAUUACAUUGCACAUUAACCUCCCGAGAGAACUCAUGAGAGGUGUGGUGAUUGAAAGGCAAUUCGAGGCAUGCAAAAAUUUCAUAUUUGAUACAUAGUUCAUGCACAAACUGUCAUAGGUGAAAACAUGAAAGUUCGUAAACCACAUUUUCGAAAUGUGAUUUUUAUUUUCGUUUGCAUUGGUUUAGUAGCUGUGAUCUGUUUAAAUGACUUGACAAAACACGCCAUUAAUAAAACUAUGAAUGAAAUGCAAGGCAACAGUCAUAUACAAGAAGUUUUUGAUGAAAAACUUUUUUCAGCUUCGUAUGGAAACAUAAAUCAGUCACUUGAUAAUGACAUCCUAUCGCUAACAUCGAACAACGAAAGUGAUACGUUUGAUGGGAAUUUACAGUCCAAUGGUACUGGUGGUAAAAGUCAUCUGUUUAUCUUUUUCGGAACAAGACCGGAACUUAUCAAAUUAGUCAUUCUAAUUCAAAAGCUUAGAAAGUCUACAAAUUUCAUUGCACGAACUGUAUUUACUGGACAACAUAUGGAAAUAAUUGCUCCAUUUCUUAAACUUUUUAAUGUAAAGGUAGAUAUUACAUUCAAUCAUACACUACAAAAAGGCCAAUCACUGAAUAGUUUAGUAGGCAAAAUAUUUUUACAGGCAAAUACACUUCAAUCGAACCCCAGAGACAUUUGGAUAGUUCAAGGUGAUACAACGUCAGCAAUGGCAAUAGCAAUAUCAGCUUUUCAUAAAGGAAUACGAAUUGCUCAUGUCGAAGCCGGGCUCCGUUCGUAUGACAUGCAAUCCCCCUUCCCAGAGGAAUUUAAUCGUAAAACAAUCACAUAUAUAGCUACUUAUAACUUUGCUCCAACUGAACGAAAUCGAAGAAAUUUACUUUUUGAGGGAGUAGAUAGUACUCGUAUUUUUGUUACCGGAAAUACAGUUAUCGAUGCAGUAAAGUACAUACAAUCAACUAACCAGACUAAACAACCUAUUAGACUGAAAACAUUAUCAGUUGAAAUGCUAGUACUUUUAACAAUGCACCGAAGAGAGAACAUGUCUAGGAUGACAAAUUUGUACAAUAUCAUACAAUCCGUCAAGUGUGAGAAGUGUUUGUUUGUAGUGCCAGUACAUCCAAAUCCAAGUGCUGCUAAACCUGCAUUACACAUUUGUAAUGUAGAUAAAAGAUUUCUAUGUACCUCUCCUUUAUCAUAUGAAGAACUCCAUUGGGUCUUAAAAAAAUCAAAGUUCUUAUUAACUGAUUCUGGUGGACUGCAAGAGGAAGCAACUUGGUACAAUUUACCAACAUUGGUUCUAAGAAAUAGCACAGAACGAGUAGAAUGUCUGAUGGAAGGUUUGUCGACAUUAGUUAACGAAGACACUUUAUCUGCUGAAAUGAACAAUUUGAUUUCAAAAACGAAUCAUAAAAACAAAACAAAAACAUAUCCGUAUGGUGAGGGUGAUGCUUCUACAAAAAUUGUUAAUACACUUACUAAAACCGAUCUGUCUAUACAUAGCAUAAUUAAAAGGCCUAUAGAUUUCACACCACCAUCAAAUCAUUCUAUUGCCGUUGUUCUUCAGGUCUUCAAACGCAACGGUUUAGAUAAGCAGUUACGUGAUGCCGUGUCACAAACACUACAGCCUUCUACAAUUGUAGUACUACAAAAUGGAUUCCAUGUUAAUGUAGCACAAACAAUUAACAUUUUCCGAAAAGGAAAUCCUAAAAUAGAUAUACAGCAUAUUGCAUCAAGUAAGAACUUGCGCUUCCAUAGCAGAUUUCACAUAGCAUAUUUAUUAAAAGAGGAUUAUGUUUCUGUAUGGGACGAUGACAUGACAAUAGGAAAAGAAUGGUUAAGGUAUUGCGUUGAUCUGUCUAAAACAUAUCACAAUGCCGUUAUUGGUGCUAACGGGAGAUCAUUCAAGAAAGUCCAUCUGGAGAGAAAUAUGAUGGUACAAGAAGAGAGAUUAGGAUUUAAUGAUUUCGUUGGUCAUACCUGGACCUUACCUCGCGUGUUUCUGAAGGCCUAUGUGACAAUGACAACGUUUACACUUUACACUGGUGAAGAUGUUCAGGUAGCCUACGCAAUGCAACAAAUUGGUAUCAAGUGUUUUCGACCACAACAGAGUGGACAAAAAUUUGCCAAAAAUACACCGAGCACUAAGGAUAAAAACGCAUCGUUUAGAACUAACCAGACACCUAGAGAAUUAUUAUUUUGCACACUUUUAAAGCACAAUUUCAGAUAUAUAAACUGCAUUAACUGUAAUGAUACACAUAUUAUCGAUGAAUGUUUAAGUAAAAAAUAUGUUCAAGCUAUGGCUGUAGAAAAGGCUGCGAUCGAAAAAGACAUAACGGAUAAUGUCCAUGCAUGGUCAUAGUUACAACGGUUUUUUAUUCAACUUUUUAUGAAAUAAACGCCUCUGACAAAAGAAUGGGGGUGAAUGUGCCAAUAACUUUAGGAAAUAUAUGUGUGACCAGGGAAUAUAGCUUAGAAUAACUCAUAGCGGAACGUUCAAAUACUUUACAAAGUGAAAUAUAUAGAUGACAAACAAAUAUAACUUUCUGUACAAACAAAUAUAUAUUAAUAUAUCAUUUUGUAGCAAAUAAUGUAUAUUAUGUUUAAUUACAAAAUUGCAAAUAUCUAUUAGUACUAGUAAUUAGUACAAAAAACAGAUUCUAAUGUAAUCACCUUCAAGUUGUUAAUUAAGACAAAUUAUCAGAAAGGUACAUUGACUAUAUAUAUAUACUAUCAAAACAAUAUACUGUACAACAUUUGAAGUUAA